Messenger RNA from Thermochaetoides thermophila DSM 1495, 438 nucleotides. RefSeq names its product 40S ribosomal protein uS12. The record is from RefSeq and is a predicted model, not a curated record. Gene Ontology annotation, biological process: translation. The coding region runs from base 1 to 438 and encodes 145 amino acids. Gene Ontology annotation, molecular function: structural constituent of ribosome. NCBI's taxonomy places the organism in Eukaryota, Fungi, Ascomycota, Sordariomycetes, Sordariales, Chaetomiaceae. The transcript is spliced from 5 exons. Gene Ontology annotation, cellular component: ribosome; cytosolic small ribosomal subunit.
AUGUCUGGUGGAAAGCCCCGUGGCCUGAACGCCGCGCGCAAGCUGCGCAACAACCGCCGUGAGCAGCGGUGGGCCGAUCUUCAGUACAAGAAGCGUGCCCUCGGCACUGCCUACAAGUCCAGCCCUUUCGGUGGUUCCUCUCACGCCAAGGGCAUUGUCCUCGAGAAGGUCGGCGUCGAGGCCAAGCAGCCCAACUCUGCCAUUCGGAAGUGCGUUCGUGUCCAGCUUAUCAAGAACGGCAAGAAGGUCACGGCUUUCGUCCCCAACGACGGUUGCCUGAACUUCGUUGAUGAGAACGACGAGGUCCUCCUCGCUGGUUUCGGUCGUAAGGGCAAGGCCAAGGGUGAUAUUCCUGGUGUCCGCUUCAAGGUCGUCAAGGUCUCUGGUGUCGGUCUCCUUGCCCUGUGGAAGGAGAAGAAGGAGAAGCCUCGUUCUUAA